AUGUCAUUCUGGUUUGGAUGGAUCUGGAUAUCCAUCGUCGGCGCCUUCAUUGUCUACCAGGUUGUCUUCCACCUGAUUCGCUACGUCCGGACUGUUGCCAGCCUCAGCAAUGACACCCAGCGAUACUUUGCCAUUCCCAGUCUCACCUUUGGACGCUUCAAGAAGCACUUUCUGGAUGCGCCUCUGCUCAGGACCCGUCACCACCGCGAAUUCAAGUUGUCCUCCGCUCUGAACGUUGGCACCCUUCCAAGCCGUCUGCAAAUGUUCUUCUUGACCGGUUACUUUGCCACCAAUAUUGCCUUCUGUGUAAUCAGGAUUGACUGGAGCGGCCCGUACAAGGAAAUAGCAGGAGAAUUCCGCAACCGUACAGGUGUCUUGUCCGUCAUGAACAUGAUUCCGCUCUUCCUUCUUGCUGGCCGGAACAACCCCUUCAUCACUUUCUGUGGUAUCUCUUUCGAUACGUUCAACCUGAUUCAUCGAUGGUUUGGACGGAUCGUUGUCCUGGAGGCAGUUGCUCAUACCGCAGCCUGGAUGGCUAGCAAGGUCCACCAAUCCGGCUGGAGUGCAGUCGCGGCAUCCAUCCAAAAGAGCGAAAUGAUCAUGACUGGGACCAUUGGUACAGUCGCUCUCGUCUUCCUGCUUCUUCACUCGCCAUCCACCGUUCGCCACGCGUUCUACGAGACCUUCUUGACCAUGCACAUUCUGGUUGCAGCACUUUCAAUUGGAGCGUUGUGGUUUCACCUCAAGACAAUGCCCCAGCAGCGCAUCCUCUACGGCGUUAUCGCUCUCUGGGUCUUUGAGCGAACGUCCCGAGUCGUCCUUCUAGUAAUGCGUAACUUCGGUGCUGGUGGUACUAAGGCCGAUGUUGAGGUACUCCCGGGUGACGCCGUGAAGGUCACUAUUCGGAUGGCUCGUCCUUGGGCAUUCCGACCUGGCCAGCAUGCAUACAUCUACAUGCCGUCUGUCGGCCUGUGGACUAACCACCCGUUCUCGUUGGCCUGGAGUGACGAAGAAGACGACCUGAGCGAGGAGAAGGGCCUCGCAAUGAAUCGUCAGGACAUCUUAGAGAACAAGAAGACGAGCGUUUCGAUGAUCAUUCGUCGACGAACUGGAUUCACGGAGAAGCUCUUCAGGAAGGCUGAUCUCUCUCCCUCUGGUCGCUUCACGACUUCUGCUAUGAUCGAGGGACCAUAUGGUGGCGAGAACCUAAGCUCCUACGGAACGGUCAUGCUUUGGGCUGCUGGUGUCGGUAUCGCACAUCAAGUGCCCCACGUUCGCGACAUCGUCGCCCAAUUCGCAAACGGAACGACUGCAACCCGCCGCCUCACGCUCGUAUGGGUCAUCCAAUCUCCUGAGCACCUCGAAUGGAUCCGCUCAUGGAUGACGACCAUUCUCUCCAUGCCCAAGCGUAGGGAUAUCCUCAAGAUUCUGCUCUUCGUCACUCGCCCCCGAUCAACGAAAGAGAUCCACUCGCCGUCGUCCAGCGUACAGAUGUUCCCCGGCAAACCCAAUGUUCAAGCCCUUAUCGACCAGGAAAUGCAAGCGGGCCUUGGCGCCGCCUGUGUCAGCGUCUGUGGAACCGGUGGGCUGGCAGACGAUGUGAGGCGUGCAGUGCGCAUGCGUGAGACGACAUGGAAUGUGGACUUCCGCGAGGAAAGUUUCUCCUGGUAG
Molecule: messenger RNA, 1671 nt
Organism: Mytilinidion resinicola
Lineage: Eukaryota; Fungi; Ascomycota; Dothideomycetes; Mytilinidiales; Mytilinidiaceae
Exons: 2
Coding region: 1-1671 (556 amino acids)
Biological process (GO): copper ion import; iron ion transport; intracellular iron ion homeostasis
Cellular component (GO): plasma membrane
Molecular function (GO): ferric-chelate reductase activity
Source: RefSeq, a predicted model, not a curated record